AUGUUCUCCAUCACGUCGACGUUCAACACACACACGAGGUGCAUACAGGAAUCCCCGAACAUGGACGCGUCAUCUCGCGGCAGACGUUCAGUCUCGCCAACCAUGUGGGCCAAUCUGACGCAUUACAGCUACCGUAAUCGCAGUUUCGAUCCAGCAUUAGACUUCGAUGACAAGCCAAUAGAAGACUGUCACUCGUUGUACUUCCUCCUCGAUUUUUUCCAUCAAUACUACAUUCCCUCGAUAAUAUUACUAGGCCUGAUAGGCAACCUACUCUCUUGUGUCGUGUUCCUAAACACGCAUUUAAGGAUACGAAGCUCCAGUUACUACCUGGCAGCACUUGCCACGGCAGAUUUCGGUUUCCUGGUUACUCUGUUGUUAGUCUGGCUGAAUAAUACGUUAGGAUGGAAAGUGUUCAACAAAGAUGGCUGGUGUGAGACUUUGGUCUACGUCAGCGCUGUAUGCAGCUCUCUGAGCGUCUGGCUGAUCGUUGCGUUCACUGUGGAGAGGUUCAUAGCGGUGCAAUAUCCCUUACACAGACCACACAUAUGCACUAUAGCGAGAGCGAAGACGAUCGUGUUGGUGUUGGUAAUACUGGCGUUGACAAGUCACUCGUACUCCUUCGUGACAGCUGGUGUGGUGAGCAAGGACGGAGAAGAGUAUUGCGAUUUGAAAUCGGAAUACCUGGAAACGAUGAAGAUUAUCAGCAUUAUCGACAGCAUCGCCAGUCUAAUCGCGCCGUUGGUUUUGAUCAUCGUUAUGAAUACCAUGAUCAUGAGGAAUCUACUGAGGUUUAGCAGGCGGUUCAAGCAGACUUCAGCGACAUCUACAGAUUGUCCGAGCAGAGAAAGAUCUGACAUCAAUUUGAAUCAAAUUCCGAGUGCCAGCAGCAGUAACAACGGUGCCGGCGGCAUGAAUCUAGGACCAAUGGUAGGAGGCCGGAGGCCACCCUCUCAACAAUCGUUUCAUCACUCACGACAUCAGACUACGUCCGCGCCGCCUUCCACGCCGCGGAAUGCCUGCCAGUUACCCGAAAUAGGCACUCGCUGUAUACAUAUCAGGUCGUCGUCGAAGAAUCUCGUGUCAACGAGAAAUCAACAGAACAUCACGAAAAUGCUGUUGCUGAUAAGCACUGUGUUUAUUCUUCUCAAUUUACCGAGUUACGUUAUCCGGCUGUUCGUCUUUUUCUUCACGUUGGCCCGCAAAGACACGCCUGACCUGCUCUGGUGCCUGCAACAGUUCUUCAUGCUCCUAUACUACACUAAUUUCAGCAUCAAUUUUCUGCUGUACGCGAUGUGUGGCAUCACGUUCCGUCGCUGCCUACAACAGCUGCUCCGCAAGGUGAUGAAAAGCAUGACCAGGUAUCAUUGUAAUCCUCAACGAUACAUAUAG
Habropoda laboriosa is the source of this 1389-nucleotide messenger RNA. RefSeq names its product thyrotropin-releasing hormone receptor-like. NCBI's taxonomy places the organism in Eukaryota, Metazoa, Arthropoda, Insecta, Hymenoptera, Apidae. Gene Ontology annotation, molecular function: G protein-coupled receptor activity. Gene Ontology annotation, cellular component: plasma membrane. The record is from RefSeq and is a predicted model, not a curated record. The transcript has 4 exons. Gene Ontology annotation, biological process: G protein-coupled receptor signaling pathway. Bases 1 to 1389 code for a protein of 462 amino acids.